AUGCUGUUCCCGCCCAACCUCAUCCAGCUCAUCGCGGUCCAUGUGCGCGACGAACGCGACUUGCUCGCACUCCUUACCGCACUCCCGCCAACGCUUCUCUCGGACCCGCUGCUUGCGUUGCGCGAUCUACUUGGCGCUCGCAAGGCAGGACACCUCAGUCUGCACACGUGCUUGUGGCCCAAGCUCAAGCCCAUGGAUUGCCGCACGCCUAGGAUCGACGACGCCUUGGUCCGGUGCCUUCCACUGUACGCGACCCUCGUGCUGUACAACUCGAGCAACUCUGCCGAUAUCACGACGACGCUGCCGUCGACACUCGCGAUCAAGUGGAAGAUGCGCCUCUCGGCGCUGACCACGCCCGAGAUGGCACCGUACGCGCCGCACUUGGGCCACGUGCAAUUGUUUGUCGCCAACGACGAUGCGCCAACGAGCGAAAUGGUCGAGGCCAUUGCGUCGCUGCCUCGCUUGACGUCGCUGGAUCUUUUGUGGGACGCACCGACGCCCAGCGAUCUCCUCUUCCUGCUGCGGGGCAUCCUCGCAUCCCCAUCCAUCCGAGCCGUGCAACUGCGUAUGGGCCGCGACACUACAGCGUUCGAUGGUCCGUGCGUCAUGGCACUCACGCAGCUCCUCACGUCCAAGCUGCACACGCUUGCGUUGGUCGGUGUCUCGCUGCCCGCGUCGCUGACGGCGCCCUUUGUGCAAGGCGCUCGGUCGAGUCGCACGCUGCGCGCGUUGACACUGCAAAACUGCAGUCUCUGCAAUGACAUUGCAUUGCCGCAAGGUGUGCCGUGGCCACGCUUGCUCACGUCCCUCCACCUCGAGGUCGCGGGCACCACCGACGUGGACGCGCUGGCGAUGGCCCUCGCCGACACGUCGUCGCUGCAACGUCUGGACCUGUGCGCUGCCGUCGACGGGCGCAUGUUGCCUCGUUCGUUUCUUGCACAGCUGGCGUCGCUCAAGCGCUUGCGGCACUUGGGCAUCUCGGGUGUGUCGUUCGAGGCCCCCGACGCGCUGUGUGCGAUCCUGCCACAGCUGCACUCGCUCCACCUCGAUGCAAACGACCUCCAAGACGCUGGUCUCCGCGCCCUUGCACGUGCACUACCGUCCUGCGAUCGCCUCGAGUCGCUGUCGUUGCGCGAACAAGGCGCCACGGACGCCAGUGUCCUCUUCGUCGCCGUCGCGUUGCAGCGCGCAGCUGCCCUCCGUGUGCUGGAUCUCGAGCACAAUGCAAUUGCGUGCGUGGGGGCAAUGGCCCUCUGCCGCAUCGCGUUUCGCUUGAAGAAGCUCAAGCUCGGGUACAAUAGUAUCGGGCAGCGCGGCGCAGUGGCGCUGAGCCACGCGUUGGCAUCCGCGGACCACCUCCAAGUCGAUCUCAACCUCAUGUUCAACCCACUCACGCGCGACGGGGUGCUGGCGCUUGUCGCCGCCAUCGAGCGAGCGACGUGCCGGACGGGCGUUCUCUGUGUCUACGAAUGCGCCGUCGGGACCGCGCUGGAGAAGCAGCAGUGCGCCGCAGCGAUACGCGCCCUGACAAAGCCGCACAUGGCGAUCACUGGCAUCACCGAGGGGAUGGCCAACUAG
Molecule: messenger RNA, 1578 nt
Organism: Saprolegnia parasitica CBS 223.65
Lineage: Eukaryota; Oomycota; Saprolegniomycetes; Saprolegniales; Saprolegniaceae
Exons: 1
Coding region: 1-1578 (525 amino acids)
Biological process (GO): nucleocytoplasmic transport; activation of GTPase activity
Cellular component (GO): nucleus; perinuclear region of cytoplasm; cytosol
Molecular function (GO): small GTPase binding; GTPase activator activity
Source: RefSeq, a predicted model, not a curated record